GUCGUGUUAGUGAAUCGUUGACUGUUGAAGGAAGAGGGAGUGUGUAUCCCUCUCUGUAAAGGCUUUGUUUAGUGGUGCUGGAACUUGAACUAUAAACCGUCAUCAUGUAUGACGUUUUCGGAAGCAUCCGGGGUCUAUUGAAAAUAGACUCCGUGAGCAUCGACAACAAUAUUUUCAGACUACAUUACAAAGCUACCAUGUUUAUUUUGGUGGCGUUCAGUUUACUGGUGACACAGAAGCAAUAUUUCGGUGAUCCCAUCGACUGCAUCGUGGAAGGCGUCGAUGCGGGCAUCAUGGAUACCUACUGCUGGAUCCACUCCACUUUCACGAUUCCUGCCCUCACGGGCGCCGUUGUGGGGCAAGAAGUGCCCCAUCCUGGUGUGGCAAAUCCCGAACAACACGGGUCGGAUGAUCAGCAUGAGACGAAGCAUCACAAGUACUACCAGUGGGUUACCCUGUUCCUCUAUUUGCAGGCCAUCAUGUUCUACGUCCCACGGUAUUUGUGGAAGAUCUGGGAAGGUGGCAAGGUGAAGAAUUUGGUCAUGGAGCUCAACUCUCCCAUUGUGGAGGAUGACGCUAAGAGAGAACGCAAGACCAUGCUGGUCAACUAUUUCAGCCAGAACCUCCACAACCACAACUUCUACGCCUUCAGGUUCUUCGUCUGCGAAGUUCUCAACUUCGCCAACGUCAUCGGCCAGAUCUAUUUCACGGACAGGUUCUUGGGUUAUGAAUUCACCACCUACGGCACCCGUGUCAUCCAGUUCAGCGAGCAGGAACUCGGCUCAAGACACGAUCCCAUGGAUGAGGUCUUCCCCAAGGUUGCCAAAUGCACCUUCCACAAAUAUGGUGCCUCCGGUUCCAUCGAGAGGCAUGACGGUCUAUGCGUGUUGCCCCUCAACAUCUUCAAUGAGAAGAUUUACAUCUUCCUCUGGUUCUGGUUCAUUAUCGUGGCCGUCGUGUCCGGCGUCGGAUUGUUGUACCGAUUGGCAACCUUCACUCCCGCCUUCCGCCAAAUUCUCUUGAGGACGCGUUCCCGCCUCGCUUCUCCUGAGAACGUCGAAGCCAUUUCCCGCAAGUGUCAGAUCGGUGACUGGUUUGUUCUUUAUCAGCUUGCUAAGAACAUGGAUCCUCUGAUCUACAAGGAGUUCAUCACUGAUCUGGCUAACAAACUGCAGGGCAAAGGUCCCUUGUAAAUGAUGGAGUUCCUCUUGUUUUGUUAACGUACAAUGCAAGUAGACAGCUAAGUGCUAAGAAAAGACCCACCAGCUAUGUGCAUAUAUCAGCAGAAUACUCCUGGAGAGAUAUGGCUGUAAAGGCAAUAAUUUUUUUGUUUUUGUUUUAAUGGGUUCAUUCCGGCAUGCUAGACAUAGCUAUAUUAAAGGCUGCUUUUUUGGGGAGAGAUAAAGAGGUAAUGUGGUCUUUUUAAAUGCAAGUAUUGGACGUUUUUUGUAACGGGAAUCACUUUGCUAAUGUAUUUAUUUAGUAUUGUUGAUGUGACGACAUUUUUGUUAGUGUGCCAAUGAAAUUCGUGACAUUGUGAUUUGUUGGACAUCAGUAUUUUCAGUUUUUAAAAAAUGAAAUGGAUGAAGGAUGAAAUUAGAUAUUUGUUGACAUCAGUAUUUUCAGUUUUUAAAAGGAAAUUAUGAAAUUAUAGAAGUUAUUUGACAUUAGUAUUUACUGAUUUUUAAAAGGGAAUUGUGAUGAUAUAAAAUGGGGAUAUUUGUAUGACAUUUUUUGUAUGAUAAUGUUACCUAUGCUUUGCAUUAUUUAUUAUAUAUAACGUGUUUUCAGUAACUUUGUCACAAUGAUGAGCUCAACUUCAUGUAAGCAAGUGUGUGUAAUUUACGACAAGUGAAAAAGUUUGAAAUGUUAAUGGUAAACAUUGUGAACAAAAAAAGAUUUGUACAGUUCGUUUUCAACUGGGUUGGCCAACAACCUUUGCAUUUGCCAUUUCAUGUUCAAGUUCUGUUUGGCAAACUUUGUAUUAAAGAUGCUUCCAGCUUGUGAUUAGAGAAUCUGACCUACUUUCACCCUAAAUGAAGAAUUUCACCAGCAUUGUUCGCUGGAAUAUAAGGGUAAAAGUGUUUCGUAUGACCUGGGUAUACAGGCAAUUUUGAUUUUGGCUCAUUCAGUUGGGCAGUACCCAUGACGGAUGAUUUUGUCCCAUUGCGAAUGUAAGUUCAAGGCCAAUCCUGUGUUUUCGGUACUCUUCUCAGAGUUCCUGUUGUGACAAUGGAGCGUGAUUUUGUAUUUUACCCUAAAACGCUGGUUUAAGGGACCAAUUAUCAUUACGUACUGUAGAAAAGUCUAUUUUUAAGGAUUCACUUAUUUUUGCUACUUACAGUGCUAAGAUAUAGUUGUGAUAAGGCUGGUAAAAUGACUAGACUGUGUGGAGGCUAGUCUUAUUUUCUGUGACACUUUUUUCAUUUUUUUUUUCCUCUUAAAAAAGUCUUUGUUGGAUGCAUGUAAUUUAUAUUUUUAGUAUAAAUUUAUUAAACUACAAACAGGACACACUCAACAGAAUGUACAGCUAGUCGCAACGACUUGUAGUAGAAUGUUUGUUACAACAGAAGUACAGAUAAUCCUGGAGUUAUGUAUCAUAUGAGAAUAAUAAAAAAAAAUUACAUUGC
Molecule: messenger RNA, 2630 nt
Organism: Macrobrachium nipponense
Lineage: Eukaryota; Metazoa; Arthropoda; Malacostraca; Decapoda; Palaemonidae
Product: innexin inx2-like
Exons: 5
Coding region: 105-1193 (362 amino acids)
Biological process (GO): phototransduction
Cellular component (GO): plasma membrane; gap junction
Molecular function (GO): gap junction channel activity
Source: RefSeq, a predicted model, not a curated record